This is a messenger RNA of Pimephales promelas (fathead minnow), 2015 nucleotides long. RefSeq names its product vacuolar protein sorting-associated protein 4B. Gene Ontology annotation, molecular function: ATP hydrolysis activity; ATP binding. NCBI's taxonomy places the organism in Eukaryota, Metazoa, Chordata, Actinopteri, Cypriniformes, Leuciscidae. The record is from RefSeq and is a predicted model, not a curated record. Gene Ontology annotation, biological process: vacuole organization; endosomal transport.
GUCACGGUAAACACUCAGUGCGGAAGUGCGCUAGGACGCACAGAUUUACCUUUUUUUCUUUGAGAUUUACCAACAACACAACGCGAUUCUGCGUUACAUUAAUUUAAAAAAUGUUUACACUUGAACCGUAACAAAUCAUAAGUUUUCUUUCAAAUCGCCGUCAACAAUGACGAAUGCCAAUUUACAGAAAGCCAUUGAUUUGGCCAGCAGAGCCUCGGAGGAGGACAAGGCGAAAAACUAUCAGGAAGCUCUGCGCCUCUAUGAACAUUCAGUCGAGUAUUUUAUUCAUGUGAUGAAGUAUGAUGUUCAAGGGGAAAAGGCCAAGCAGAGCAUCCGAGCAAAGUGUGGCGAGUACCUGGACCGAGCGGAGCAGCUCAAGCAGUACCUGAAGAAGAAAGAGAGCGCGCCGCCCUCCAAACCCGUCAAAGUUCCCCAGUCUGAUGACAAAGGGACCGACAGUGAUGAUGGCGAUGCAGAGAAAAAGAAAUUCAAAAACCAACUCCAGGGUGCUAUUAUCAUGGAGAAGCCUGACAUUAAGUGGGAUGAUGUUGCUGGUUUGGAAGGAGCCAAGGAGGCCCUUAAAGAAGCGGUCAUCCUGCCAAUCAAAUUCCCUCAUCUUUUCACCGGGAAAAGGACUCCAUGGAGAGGGAUUCUGCUCUUUGGUCCUCCGGGAACAGGGAAGUCCUACCUGGCCAAAGCUGUGGCCACCGAGGCCAACAACUCCACGUUCUUCUCCAUCUCAUCAUCAGACCUGGUGUCCAAGUGGCUGGGAGAGAGCGAGAAGUUAGUGAAGAAUCUGUUCAGUUUGGCUCGGGAGAACAAGCCUUCAAUCAUAUUCAUUGACGAGAUCGAUUCCUUGUGCGGCUCGAGAAGCGAGAACGAGAGCGAAGCUGCCCGCAGGAUCAAGACAGAGUUUCUGGUCCAGAUGCAAGGUGUAGGAAACGACAACGAAGGAAUUCUGGUCCUUGGUGCGACCAACAUCCCCUGGACUCUGGAUUCUGCGAUCAGGAGAAGGUUUGAAAAGCGCAUCUACAUCCCUCUCCCUGAGCAGCCCGCUCGCACCUCCAUGUUCAAGCUGCACCUCGGCUCCACCCCCAAUAGCCUCAACGAAGCUGAUUUCAUCACUCUGGGGAAGAAGUCCGACGGCUACUCGGGUGCCGACAUCAGCAUCGUCGUUCGCGACGCCCUCAUGCAGCCCAUUCGCAAAGUCCAGUCGUCGACUCACUUCAAAAAGGUCAGAGGAAAGGCGUGGAACAACCCGGAUGAUGUCGUGGAUGACCUCUUGACGCCCUGCUCUCCAAACGACCCAAACGCAGUCAAGAUGACCUGGGUGGACGUGGCGAGCGAUAAACUCCUGGAGCCGAUAGUUAGCUUGGAGGACAUGUUCAGGUCACUCGAGAAGACCAAGCCCACCGUGAACGAGGAGGAUCUGGAAAAGCUGAAGAAGUUCACUAAGGACUUUGGGCAGGAGGGAUGAAAUUGUGCUUUCUUAUGGCAUUUAUGUAUAUUUUUUUUCCCAUUAUGUUUACAAAGUCCUUUCUGCAUCUUUUAUUUUUCAAACUCUUCAUUUUGGCAUUUUCUGGGGGUGAAACUUUUUUGCGAGCUAAGCUGGCUUUACAUUGUCCUGACCAUAUCCGAUCAGUGGUUAUGAUUUUGGGGAUGAUUAAGCAUCAGCAGCCAUGUAAAAACAAAUCAAAACUACUAUAUAUAUUCAUAACAUGAGAGGUUUGUUACAAAUGGACCCUGAUGUUUAUGCGAGACUAAAACAAAAUGUGUCACUUUUGUACCUCAUUGCUAAAUAAGACCUUAGCUCAAAGAAACACACAAAAAUAGUUAAAUUACUAAACUUUGAACCAAAAGACAACCACAGAUCUGUGAAAAAGUGUUUACAAAUGUGUGAAUGCAUGUUUGGGUAAUCAGACAUGUCUAGAUGUCUUUUUUGAAGUUUAUUUUUCUACUCUGUAUUUCUACUUUCAUCUGUAAAUAUAAAUGUAUAAAUUACCUCUGAUCGCGUG